Messenger RNA from Aspergillus calidoustus, 672 nucleotides. NCBI's taxonomy places the organism in Eukaryota, Fungi, Ascomycota, Eurotiomycetes, Eurotiales, Aspergillaceae. The record is from the annotation of a GenBank genome assembly.
AUGAGGUUCACUGUCGCUUCCCUUGCCUGCAUCGUGGCUGGUGCUAGUGCCUUUCAAUACCCAGACUUUGUCCCCUUGCACAAGCGUCAGGCACCUGGCACUCCUCAGUAUGACUGCCACGCCAACUGCGGUGGUGUCAUCACUGCUUCCCGUCAGGACGACUUCUGUGACUCCAGCGACUUCGAGAGCAUGCUAAGCGCUUGCUUGGACUGUGCCCUCGUGUAUGAUAUCUGGAGAUACUAUGGCAACUCCGUCGGAGCUGCUGCCGAAGAGUGUGGCCUUGAUGGUACCCCGGUCGAGCCCACCUCGUCGAGCACGACCACCACCGCUACCGAGACCACCACUGAGACGACGACGGAGACCGAGACUUCCUCUUCUACUGAGACGGAGACCGAGACGGAGACUGAGCCCACCACGACCGCCACUUCUACUUCAACGCAAGAGCCUACCGAGACAGUCUCUUCCACCACUGUGAGCUCCACCUCCACCCCUGUCAUUCCGACUGUGACCACCACCACCACCACCACCCCGCCCCCGGGAAGCACGACCUCUCCUACCCCUGGACCCGAGGAUCCUGAGGACCCUGCAUUCACCGGAGCUGCUGCCCUCAACACCCCAGCCGGACUAUUCAUGGGUGGGCUCGUCGGCUCCCUUAUUGCGGCCUUGAUGUAA